Molecule: messenger RNA, 8702 nt
Organism: Miniopterus natalensis
Lineage: Eukaryota; Metazoa; Chordata; Mammalia; Chiroptera; Miniopteridae
Source: RefSeq, a predicted model, not a curated record
GUUUUUGACCAAUUUGAUUGUUUUGAAAAAAGAAAGGCUAUGACUGGGAGCCUUGGACUCUAGUACCAGCCCUGCUACUUUGUACUUCUAUAAUCUUGAGUACAAAAAAGCUUUAAACAAGUAAAAUCUAGGCAACAGGCUCCCUGAGGUAUUGACAUCCCAGCUUAAUCAUGAGCGUGAUUCAAAAAUGUUAAUAAAUAAACGAAGACAAUGGGGAAUUCAUAUGCUGGGCAACUGAAAUCUGCUCGGUUUGAGGAAGCUCUCCACAAUUCCAUAGAAGCCUCUCUGAGAUGUAGUAGUGUGGUACCACGGCCAAUUUUUUCCCAACUGUACUUGGACCCUGACCAGCAUCCAUUCUCACCUGCAGAUGUAAAACCUAAGGUGGAGGAUCUGGAUAAAGACUUGGUACACCGCUACACUCAAAAUGGAAGCCUGGAUUUUUCUAACAAUCUAACAGUUAAUGAAAUGGAAGAUGAUGAAGAUGAUGAAGACAUGUCUGAUUCAAAUAGCCCACCAAUUCCUUACUCACAAAAACCUGCCCCAGAAGGGUCUUGCACUACAGAUGGUUUUUGUCAAGCGGGAAAGGAUUUGCGUUUGGUGUCUCUGUGUAUGGAACAAAUUGACAUCCCAGCAGGAUUCCUUCUGGUGGGGGCUAAGUCUCCCAAUCUUCCUGAACACAUCCUAGUGUGUGCUGUAGACAAGCGAUUUCUACCAGAUGAUCAUGGAAAAAAUGCACUUUUAGGGUUUUCUGGAAACUGUAUCGGCUGUGGAGAAAGAGGAUUUCGGUAUUUCACGGAAUUUUCCAACCACAUUAACUUGAAGCUCACCACCCAGCCAAAGAAGCAGAAGCACUUAAAGUACUACCUAGUCAGAAGCUCCCAGGGUGUACUGUCGAAGGGACCUCUUAUCUGCUGGAAAGAAUGUAGAAGCCGACAAUCCUCUGCUACAUGCCACUCCAUUAAACCAAACUCCUCAGUGUCAUCUACUGUGGCCCCAGAAAAUGGCACAACUAAUGGAUACAAAUCAGGAUUCAUUCAGACAGAUUCGCCGAUUCUCAGUCCAGCUAAUUCUGCAAUCAAUUUAAGUGGAGCUCAGGACCUGACCCGGAAUAAGAACGUUGUGAAGCCACUGGCUUUAUCUUUGCAGGUUGUAGGGAAGACUUUUGCUGCAGAUGCUGCUAAUGGAAACAGUAGCCAUGGAGGGAAGAGCAGUACAUCAAGCUCCACGCCAGCCCGCCCAGGGAAUUACCCUUUGUCACCAAGACCUAGCUAUGCAUCAGGAGAUCAAGCUACCAUGUUCAGUUCUGGGCCACCAAAGAAACGACACCGGGGAUGGUACCCUGGGUCGCCUGUCCCCCAACCUGGUUUAGUUGUACCUGUUCCUACAGUUCGCCCCCUUUCAAGAACUGAGUCCCUUCUGUCUGCCCCAGUCCCACAGACCCAAUUAACUGGAAUUUUACAGCCUCGACCCAUUCCUGCAGGGGAAACUGUAAUUGUUCCUGAAAACCUGCUAAGUAACUCAGGAGUUAGACCAGUCAUUCUGAUAGGCUAUGGCACUUUACCCUAUUUCUAUGGAAAUGUUGGUGACAUUGUUGUGAGUCCUCUGCUGGUGAAUUGCUACAAGAUUCCACAGUUGGAAAACAAAGACUUGGAACAAUUAGGGUUAACUGGCAGCCAACUCCUGAGUGUGGAAAACAUGAUCCUUCUAACAAUACAGUAUCUUGUACGGCUGGGUCCUGAUCAGAUACCUCUCAGGGAAGAAUUUGAGCAAAUUAUGCUGAAAGCUAUGCAGGAAUUUACUCUGAGAGAGAGAGCCCUGCAGAUGGGUGCUCAGUGCACACCUGUGUCGCCAGGACAACUCCCCUGGCUGGCUAGAUUAAUUGCCAGUGUAUCUCAAGACUUGGUUCAUGUGAUUGUGACCCAGAACUCUUUGGCGGAGGGCAUUUCAGAGACAUUGAGGACUCUCAGUGAAAUGAGACACUAUCAAAGGCUACCAGAUUAUGUGGUGGCAAUUUGUGCAUCGAAAAUCAGAGGAAAUGAAUUCUGUGUGGUAGUAUUAGGUCAGCAUCAGUCCAGGGCUCUGGCAGAAAGCAUGCUCACCACAAGUGAGUUUCUAAAAGAAAUAAGUUAUGAGCUCAUCACAGGAAAGGUCAGUUUCCUGGCAUCGCAUUUCAAAACCACAUCAUUAGGCGAUGACCUGGACAAGCUGCUAGAAAAAAUGCAACAAAGAAGAGGAGACAGUGUUGUGACCCCUUUCAACGGUGACCUUCAUGAAUACGUGUCACCUCAGGAGGCUGCUGCUAUGAUCCCCACGCAAAACCUGGAUUUAGAUAAUGAAACCUUCCAAAUUUAUCAACCACAGCUUACAGUGGCCAGAAAACUCUUAUCCCAGGUGUGUGCUAUAGCAGACAGCGGCAGCCAGAGCCUGGACCUUGGCCACUUCAGCAAAGUGGACUUCAUCAUCAUUGUCCCGAGAUCGGAGGUUCUGGUCCAGCAAACUCUUCAACGGAUUCGACAGUCAGGUGUCCUUGUAGACUUGGGUCUGGAGGAAAAUGGGGCAGCUUAUCAAAGAGCAGAGAAAUAUGUUGUUCGUCUAGACAAUGAGAUUCAAGCCAAGUUCGAAGUUUUCAUGAGAAGAGUGAAGCAGAACCCGUACACACUGUUUGUGCUCGUUCAUGAUAACUGCCACGUGGAACUAACGAGUGUCAUUUCGGGCUCUUUGUCACACGGUGAACCUAGUCAUGGAUUGGCUGAUAGAGUCAUUAAUUGCAGAGAAGUUCUGGAAGCUUUCAACCUCUUGGUGCUCCAGGUUAGCUCCUUCCCAUACACUCUACAGACCCAGCAGUCCCGAAUCAGUUCCAGCAAUGAGGUUCACUGGAUACACCUGGACAGCACGGAGGACAUGAGCUGCGAGGAAAAGCUGUACUUUGGCUUGAACGAGUACAGUAAGUCUCUACAGUGGGGGAUCACAAGCCCACUUCUGAGAUGUGAUGAGACUUUUGAAAAAAUGGUGAACACACUCUUGGAGAGGUACCCCAGGCUGCACAGCAUGGUCGUCCGCUGCUAUCUUCUCAUCCAGCAGUACUCGGAGGCUCUGAUGGCUCUCACCACCAUGGCAUCCCUCCGAGACCACAGCACGCCAGAGACGCUCAGCAUUAUGGAUGACCUCAUCAGCUCCCCGGGAAAAACCAAAAGUGGGAGGGGACACAUGCUCAUUAUCCGGGUGCCUUCUGUGCAGCUGGCGAUGUUAGCCAAGGAGCGGCUGCAGGAGGUGCGAGACAAGCUGGGGCUGCAGUACCGCUUUGAGAUCAUCCUUGGGAACCCUGCCUCUGAAGUCAGUGUUGCAACUCACUUUGUGGCGCGAUUAAAGACCUGGAGAGGAAAUGAACCGGAAGAAUGGAUCCCUCGGACAUACCAAGAUUUAGAAGGUCUGCCUUGUAUUGUGAUAUUAACUGGCAAAGACCCUCUUGGAGAAACCUUUCCCAGAUCUUUGAAGUACUGUGACCUCCGGUUAAUUGAUUCAAGCUAUUUAACUCGCACGGCCCUGGAGCAGGAGGUGGGCCUGGCGUGCUGCUAUGUCUCAAAAGAGGUCAUCCGGGGGUCCACGGUUGCCCUGGACCUUAGUGGGAAGGAGCAGGAGAGAGCCACCGUGAGCGAGAAUGACUCUGAUGAGCUGCUGAUCGAUCUGGAGAGGCCCCAGAGCAACAGCAGUGCCGUCACUGGAACCUCAGGCUCCAUCAUGGAGAAUGGGGUGAGCUCUUCCAGCACCGCGGACAAGUCCCAGAAGCAGCCCCUGACCCCCAGCUUCCAGAGCCCAGCCAACAGUGGGGGGCUGGAGGAAGGGGUCUCCGCAGGCACAGCGGGAGCUGGGGAGACCCUGAAGCAGGAGUGUGAUUCCCUGGGCCCCCAGAUGGCGAGCAGCACCACCUCCAAGCCUUCGUCCUCCUCCUCCUCCUCCUCAGGUCCCCGGGCCCUCGCGUGGCCCGGCGGGGCUGUCCAAGGUUGCAGGGGUCUGCACACUGCCCUCCCCCCAACAGUGAUCCUAUCCAAAGCGGCCUACAGCCUCCUGGGCUCCCAGAGGGGGGGCAAGCUGCCCGCCUCCUCUUCCCUGCUGCCCCACGCCGACGUGGCCUGGGUGAGCUCCCUGCGGCCGCUCCUGCACAGGGACAUGAGCAGCGAGGAGCAGUCGCUCUACUACAGGCAGUGGACCUCGGCUCGGCAGCACCACGCCGACCACAGCAACCAGCCCGACCCCGGCUCCGGCGCCCGGGCCUGCCACCCCCGACGGCUGCUGCUGACCGGGCCCCCCCAGGUGGGGAAGACGGGCUCCUAUCUGCAGUUCCUUAGGAUCCUCUUCCGCAUGCUCAUCAGGCUCCUGGAGGUGGACGUGUAUGACGAGGGCGAGAUCAACACAGAUCACAGCGAAAGCAGCGGAGUGAGCCAGUCCGAGGGAGAGCCCUGGCCUGACAUCGAGAGCUUCAGUAAAAUGUCCUUUGACAUCAGCGUGCAUGAUCCCAAGUACAGUCUGAUGAGCCUGGUAUACACUGAGAAGUUAGCAGGGAUCAAACAAGAAGCAAUAAAGGACUCCAAAAAUGAAGAGCCCAGGAAACGAGAAACUGUGUCUAUGAUGCUGACCAAAUACGCGGCCUACAAUACCUUCCACCACUGCGAGCAGUGCCACCAGUACAUGGACUUCACCUCCGCCUCCCAGAUGUCUGACUCCACCCUUCACGCAUUCACGUUCUCUUCCUCUAUGCUGGGAGAAGAGGUGCAGCUCUAUUUCAUCAUUCCCAAAUCCAAAGAGAGUCAUUUUGUCUUCAGCAAGCAGGGCAAACACCUGGAGAGCAUGCGGCUGCCCCUGGUUUCAGACAAGAAUCUGAAUGCGGUCAAGAGCCCUAUUUUCACUCCUUCCAGUGGCCGCCACGAGCAUGGACUCCUAAACCUCUUUCACGCCAUGGAGGGCAUCAGCCACCUGCAUCUUCUGGUGGUCAAAGAAUACGAGAUGCCGCUGUAUCGCAAGUACUGGCCCAACCACAUCAUGCUGGUACUUCCCGGCACGUUCAAUAAUGCAGGCGUGGGUGCUGCCAGGUUUCUCAUUAAGGAGCUGUCAUAUCACAACCUGGAACUGGAGAGGAACCGCCUGGAAGAACUGGGAAUUAAACGACAGUGUGUCUGGCCUUUCAUUGUUGUGAUGGACGACUCAUGUGUCCUGUGGAACAUUCACAGUGUUCAGGAGCAGACCAGCCAGCCCAUGGAAGCAGGGGUUUGCAGUAAGAAUGUGUCCUUGAAGAGUGUUUUACAGCACAUUGAAGCGACACCAAAAAUCAUCCACUACGCAAUCCUGGGUAUACAGAAAUGGAGCAGCAGGCUAACUUCCCAGCAUCUGAAGGCCCCCUUCUCCAGGUGCCACGUGCACGACUUCAUUCUCCUCAACAUAGACUUGACUCAGAAUGUGCAGUAUGACUUCAACAGGUAUUUCUGUGAAGAUGUUGACUUUAACUUGAGAACAAACAGCAGUGGCCUGCUCAUCUGCCGCUUUAAUAACUUCAGUCUCAUGAAGAAAUACAUUCAGGUUGGAGGGCAAAGGGACUUUAUCAUUAAACCAAAGAUCAUGGUGUCAGAGAGCUUAGCACCCAUCUUGCCCCUUCAGUAUGUCUGUGCUCCCGACAGUGAACACACAUUACUGGCAGCCCCUGCCCAGUUUCUCCUGGAGAAGUUCCUGCAGCACGCCUCAUACAAACUCUUCCCCAAAGCCAUCCGUAACUUCAAGAGUCCCGUGUUAGCUGUUGACUGCUACCUUAACAUUGGACCGGAGGUGGCUGUAUGCUACAUCAGCUCCAGACCCCACUCCAGCAAUGUCAACUGUGAAGGGGUGUUUUUCAGUGGACUCCUCUUGUACCUCUGUGACUCUUUUGUAGGUGCUGAUCUUCUUAAGAAAUUUAAGUUUCUAAAAGGUGCUACCCUGUGUGUCAUCUGCCAAGACAGAAGCUCCUUACGCCAAACAAUUGUCCGCUUAGAACUAGAGGAUGAGUGGCAGUUCCGUCUCCGGGAUGAGUUUCAAACUGCUAACAGCAGUGAUGACAAGCCCCUUUACUUUCUUACUGGACGUCACGUAUGAGCUUUUGAAGAGACCAAAAAUAGCAUAGGGAUGCCUAGGUGGGGUGGCGCAGAAACAAUUAUUUUGGUGGGUUUUUUUCCUUUAAAGUACAAUCACUGUGGAGCAAAGUGCAACAUAUUUGUCUCUUCUCCAAAGAACACCCCAAAUGUGACCCAGGUCUUUGGGGGCAUUACUCCCUUUCAGUUCCAUUUCAGGACCUUACAUUCAGGUUAACUCCACCCUAGGAAGUUAUGCAAUUACUUAAGACAUGGUCUGCCCACGGAGCCUGCGGAGGAUAUACUUUGGAGAACGAACAUGGAGUUUGCAUUGUUUCCUACUACGGUAUGUUAGGGGGAAGCUCUCAGCAUUAGCUAGCCUGAAUGUGUUACAUGAGACACCGUUGGUGUGGAAUUAAUUGAAGAUUAACGUUUGAGGCCUGAACCCUCAGUUUCUCUUCAGAUCUGUACUUUGGUACAGUAUUACUCAGGGGUCUGAAAUGAUAGAAUGUAGAAGAUAUUUGUAUUUAAAAAAGAAGUAGCUCUGUCUCUCUCUGUGCAGUGUUAGUUUAAAAUUUAUAAUCUUAUAUGUAUUGAAACUUGGCAAAAUUUCCACAGGAGUUAAAAGUUUACUAUUUAAACUGAACAAACAAAUCAGUAAAUGCAGAGCAGGCACUGUGUGUAUAUAGCAGCUUCUUCUUGCUUGAAGUCCUUUGCUUUUUCCAUUCUGUAAAAAUGUUUCCAAUCUCCAAGCACACCAUGUCUAUGAGAAUAUGGAAGAGUGAUUAAUCUUGUACAAGGAGAACCUGAUUCAGUAGUUGAGCCUAUUAAGAAGCUUUUAGCAGUCACCCCAUACCCACCCUACUUGGUUGGAAUUAAGCAGUUGGCACCAGCAAAGCUAAAUGUCAGGCAAAGGUUCUGUGGCAUUAGUUUGUUUCCUUUCAGGGACUCAAAGCUUCCUUUAAAAAAUACACUUAAUGAAUAUUUUAGCUGUCUAUACUGACCACAACACAGAAAUUGCUGAAAUGGGAAAUGAGGUCACAGAAAGAGGCAGAACUGGCUUUACUUAUUCCUACCAGUGAUUCUUUUGUAAGGAGUAAGGACGAGUCCAUGAAAAGGUCUUUAACUCAUUAAAACCAGCAAGGGGUGUUGAGUAUCAAUAGUAGGCGGCGUAAGUUUCUAUACAUUUCUCACCAUUAUUUUAAAAGCAAAAACAGAUUUUAGCAAAUGUUCUACAACUAAGUCUAUUGGAAGUUAACUCUCAAAUUACUCCAAUUCUCAUCACACAAUCUCUUGGCAUUUUUCUUAUUAGCCCAUAUGUACCACUUUAUCCCCUUAAAAUGGCCAUUUUUACUUGAAUCAGGUAUCUUAUUUGUGGCCUGAAACUACUGAGAGGGGGUCUACUAAGCCUGCAUUUACUUAGAACAAAUAGUGUUAAUUGACCAGUUUUAUUAGCUUGUGAUAACAAGGAGUUUACAGCUAGUGAAAAGAUGGAAUGUACUAAUCUAAAAAUGGUUUGCAGAUCUCUUGGUUUUAAUAUAGCUACUUAUGAUGCUUUAACUAUAUUUUGAAUGAACAAUUCUUUUAAGCCCCAUUUUUAAUUGUCCUUCAAAGAGGAUCUGGUCUGCCUUAUAUAUGCUUUAAAAAUACUCCUUAAAUUUAGUACUACAGAAUUUUUGGCAGAGGUACGUUUUUGAAGCAGGUUAAUUUAGAUAUGAAUGUAUUUCAAAUGUUCCUGUUUGGUUGAAAGGGCCUAAUGCAGGUGAUAUCAAGAAACCCACUAUUUGUGCAAUAUUCCAAUAAUGUUACUAUAUAGGGCAAAUAAAAUACUUGAAAUAAUUCUAAAACAGUUGUACCUGGGGCAGAUGGCCUCUCAGGGUUUCUUCUGGCUUUAUGGCUUCAUAGUCUAAAUAAGAUUUUUAAAAGUAGUUACUUUAGUGCAGGUACUCCAUAUUAGUUAGGGCUGCACUCUGAAACAUCAAGUGAUUAUAAAUACUAUUUAACCCUGUGGAAGAGAAAUACCAGAAUAAAGCCAAAAGAUCAUCACCCCAAUGAUAGACAAUUCAAGUUGACCUGCCGAUUCUUUUCAAUGCCUAUCUUACUGAGGUUUGAAUCUUAAAAUCACCUUAUCAGUAUAAUUCUUUAGAGAAAGUUAGGUCCUUCUCCUUUAAGGAUAAAAUUGCACAAGCACAGGACACCAUGAUUUGUUAAUACAUACCUUGGUGUGUUCAGCUUCGAGCCUUGCCAUUCCUUAGAACAUUGUGGUAUGAAUGUGUUCUCUAGGCCUCCCUAAUUAACCUACAGACCUAUAGAACCAUGACAGUUCAUACAGGUUAAUACUGAAUGUAAACUAAAAUUAGAACAAGAGUUGUUGUAUUCAGUUUUUUUGGCUGUAAUUUAUGCAAUUGCUUUUUGUGAUUUUUUUUUUUAGAAAAGCACCUGUGUUAACUUUAUUACUGUAAAAUUUUAACCAAAAAUUUGGUGAAUUUCACUAGUCAGUCUACCUCACAUUUUGUUUAUGAUUUUAAAUUGUCUUAAGUCGUGUCUACAGUAUGUUCCUGUCCUUCCAUUUAAUUUGGUGAAUGUAUUAAAAUUCUCUCACACCCAAAA